This is a messenger RNA of Cyprinus carpio (common carp), 1670 nucleotides long. Its product is annotated as polymerase (DNA directed), beta. Gene Ontology annotation, cellular component: nucleus. Gene Ontology annotation, molecular function: DNA binding; DNA-directed DNA polymerase activity. Lineage: Eukaryota; Metazoa; Chordata; Actinopteri; Cypriniformes; Cyprinidae. Gene Ontology annotation, biological process: double-strand break repair via nonhomologous end joining. The record is from RefSeq and is a predicted model, not a curated record.
GGGCGUGGUCCCUAAGCCCCGCCUCCACCAUAUUGCGUGGCUACAGCGCUAAUGCUAAGGCUUUGUCCUGUAGUGUACUCAGCUGUUGUGUAGAAGUGAAAACAACACAUUUAUCCACACGUAUUUUAAAUAACUCUCAACUAUGAGCAAAAGGAAAGCGCCACAGGAAACCCUCAACGAAGGAAUCACAGAUUUUCUCAUCGAGUUGGCCAAUUAUGAGAGAAACGUCAACAGAGCCAUCCAUAAAUACAAUGCUUACAGAAAAGCAGCAUCUGUGAUUGCCAAAUACCCUCAGAAGAUCAAAAGUGGGGCCGAAGCAAAGAAACUGGAUGGAGUUGGUGCAAAGAUAGCUGAGAAAAUCGAUGAGUUUUUAACGACGGGAAAACUGCGCAAGCUGGAGAAGAUUCGCAGUGACGACACAAGCUCCUCCAUCAACUUCUUAACCCGAGUGACUGGAAUCGGUCCUGCUGCAGCCAGGAAGUUUUAUGAUGAAGGCAUCAGGAACUUAGAAGAUCUGAAGAAGAUCGAGCACAAACUCAACCACCAUCAGCAGAUCGGGUUGAAGUACUUUGAAGAGUUUGAGAAGAGAAUCCCUCGUGUAGAAAUGCAGAAAAUGGAGGCUCUGAUACUGAAGGAGCUGGAUGUGGUGGACCCCGUGUACAUCGGCACCAUCUGCGGCAGCUACAGACGAGGAGCAGAGUCGAGUGGUGAUAUUGAUAUACUGCUGACCCAUCCGGACUUCACCUCUCAGUCUGAGAAACAGCCCAAACUCCUUCACGCUGUCGUGGAUCAUCUGGAGUCCAUCGGCUUCAUCACUGACACGCUUUCUAAAGGAGACACUAAGUUUAUGGGUGUGUGUCAGCUGAAGAAAGAAGAGGAAGAUGAAGAAGAGUAUUUUCACCGCCGUAUUGACAUCAGGCUUAUUCCUAAGGAUCAGUAUUACUGCGGUGUGCUGUACUUCACCGGCAGUGACAUAUUCAACAAGAACAUGAGGACUCGCGCGCUGGAGAAAGGCUUCACUCUCAACGAAUACACCAUCCGUCCACUCGGCGUCACUGGUGUGGCUGGAGAGCCUCUGCUGGUGGACAGUGAGAAGGACAUCUUUGACUACAUCCAGUGGAAAUACAAGGAACCAAAGGAGCGCAGCCAGUGAAACAAAGAUUGACAAAAUUCAGCCUCAAACUGUGUGUGUGCUGCUCAUUUAGGUCAUGUUACUGUUUUUUAAGAGUAGAAGAGACAUUUAGGGAGACUUAAUAAUUUUGUGUAUAAGUUUUAAAGUUGUGAAAGCAGCUACUAGUAGUAGUUGAUGGUGCUUUUUAAUAAUAAUGGUCAUGCAUAAUAUUUGGUUUUAAAACCAAGAAUGAAGUGACGGAGAGAAAUGAAGUCACAGGCAUGUCAAUAUUGUGACAACAGAUAUUUCAUUAUAAGAUCAUCAAUCUCUCAUAAGUAUAGCAGCAAGCAUAUCUUUACUUCAACAUACUCCACACUGGUAUGUAAGAAAGCAAACUAAAGAAAUAUAUGAAUGAUGAUUGUCUGUGGUUGUGUUAUUUAAAAUCUAUUAUGGUGUUAUUGGGAUAUUUUUAUUUAUAUAAUAGUUUACCAUAAUAUGACAAAAGAUUCUUGAAGUUUGUGUGAAAAUUUGGAUUCUGCAUUAAAAAUCCCACAAAUCA